CAUAGUAAUCAAUCAUGAUAAAAUGUCUUCGUCAUCAUAUGCACAAGGGAAUCCAAGAAUGUUCAAUCAUAUCAAAAUAUUUCCAAUCAUGUUUUAUCUAACUGGAUCAUCCAUGAAAUUUUUUUGGUGGUAUUCAUUAUUCAACACUAAUGUCCAUGGCUACAAAAGAACAGAUCUGUUUGGCCUAGUUUUGAUACCCUUGGCAAGGACAUACACACAUCUCAUAAUUCCUUGCAAUAUUUGCAUGAACUGUGGGAGAAACAAGAGUUGAGAGUUAAACAAUGAGUAGAACACAUGUUCUGGUUUUGUCUUUCCCAUUACAAGGCCAUAUUAAUCCUCUUAUGAAGCUUUCACAUGAACUGGUCAAACAUGGCAUCAGAAUCACACUGAUUUCAGCCAUGAGUGAAUCAUGAAAGCUUGGACAGUAAGGGGUGAAGAAGAAGAAGAACAAGUGGGAAAUGAUCUGAUUCAACUGGUCUCCAUCCCAGAUGGCUUAGAACAAGAAGAAAGCAAGGAUCGUCGUGGGGCAAGAUUAAUGGAAUCAAUGUGGAAAGUCAUGCCAAAGAAGCUGGAAAAGCUGAUACAAGAGAUAAAUGAAUCAGACAGUGUAAAGAUAACCUGUGUGAUUGCAGAUGGGGCCAUGGGAUGGGCACUUGAAGUUGCCGAGAAGAUGGGAAUCCAUAGAGCUGUAUUCUGGUCUGCUUCAGCUUUACUCUUGGCCAUGGUGCUCAGCAUCACAAAACUGCUUCAUGAUGGAAUCAUUGAUAGUAAUGGUACACUUCAAGCAAGAAAGAAAAAGAUAAAUUGCUUGAAUCAUUUAGAAGGAUCCCUUUGGCCUGAAGACUCAAAUUGCUUGAAUUGGCUUGAUCUACAACAAGAUAAAUCAAUUAUAUAUGUUGCUUUUGGAAGUAUAGCUAUCCUUGAUCAUGCCCAGCUGCAAGAACUAGCAUUGGGACUUAAACUCUCAAAUAAGCCAUUUCUAUGGGUUGUAAGAUCAGGUAUCAACAAUGAGGCAAACUAUGACUUCCUAAAAGAAUUUGAAGAGAGAUUGUCUUCUCGUGGGAAGGUCGUCGGUUGGGCCUCCUCAAUAGAAAGUUCUAAGCCAUCCUUCAAUUGCUUGCUUCUUAAGCCACUGUGGUUGGAAUUCUACCUUCGAAGGUGUCAUCAAUGGAGUGCCUUUCUUGUGCUGGCCUUUAUUGGCUGAUCAGUUUCUUGAUGAGACCUAUAUUUGUGAUAUUUGGAAGGUCGGGUUAAGGCUUGGUCGAAAAGAUGGGAUCAUUAGCAGAGAAGUAGCAUCUAAGAUUAAUCAAAUGUUCGAUGAUGAGGGAUUCAGAGUGAGGGCUUUAGAGCUGAAGGAAAAGGCCAUUAACAGUGUCAAAGAAGGUGGCAGCUCAAACAAGAAUUUGAAGAACUUUGUUGAUUGGAUUAAAGCAUAAAGAAAGUAUUGCAAUCUUAUAAAUGAACUGUAAUAUGACAGAAGAACAAAGAGGAGAUGCUUUGUUCAUCAUGUGACAUCGAAGAAUGUAGCUUUUAAUUUCAUCUGGGCAUAGUACAACCUCACUGUAAGAAGGGUGUGGAAAUUCUUAUUAAGCUAAUGGAUUUCCUUUCGUGUCGUA
Prosopis cineraria is the source of this 1616-nucleotide messenger RNA. RefSeq names its product UDP-glycosyltransferase 83A1-like. Bases 410 to 1204 code for a protein of 264 amino acids. Lineage: Eukaryota; Viridiplantae; Streptophyta; Magnoliopsida; Fabales; Fabaceae. The record is from RefSeq and is a predicted model, not a curated record. The transcript has 2 exons.